Messenger RNA from Tetrapisispora phaffii CBS 4417, 423 nucleotides. RefSeq names its product mitochondrial 54S ribosomal protein bL9m MRPL50 (gene MRPL50). The record is from RefSeq and is a predicted model, not a curated record. The transcript has a single exon. Bases 1 to 423 code for a protein of 140 amino acids. NCBI's taxonomy places the organism in Eukaryota, Fungi, Ascomycota, Saccharomycetes, Saccharomycetales, Saccharomycetaceae.
AUGUUUAAACCAAGUUAUAUCAUGUUGAGUGCGUUAUCUAAACGCACAAAUAAAGUUACUGUUCAAGUGUUAAAGGAUUUUCCUGAUUUCCAAUUAUUUAGAGGUCAAGUUGCAGAGGUUAAACCAUCUUUAAUGCGGAAUUACUUACAUUAUAAUAAUGGUGCCCGUUACAUUUUGAAGGAUACUGACAUUGAUUCACAGUUAUUGAAGUUGAAUGCUCAGAGAGAGGCAGACAUGAAGAAACUAGCUGCAGAGGCUUUGCAAGACGAACAAUUGCUCAUGAAGUCAAAUACAAAGACACAGCAGAAAUCAGUGACAGAGGAGAAGAAUACUAAACGUAAUGAGGAGAAACAGUCUUACAAGAGUGUACUGGAUCAAGAUUACUCUAUUGAGAAUGUCAAGAUCCCAGGUCUUGACCUUUAG